ACGCUGCGCCUGCUCUCUGCUGCUUCUUUUGGGAAAAUAUUCGGCCAUUUUUCCCCCUCAGGAUCCCUCCGCUCUCAACUUUUUAUUUUUAACUCCCCUUUUUUGUCCUCGCAUCGAGUGUUUUUUGUUUGGUUUUCCGGGGCUGUUCUUCGGAGUCGAUCAGGUGAUGGCCUACCUUGGGACUGCAGUCCGGCGCCUGAUAUCAGCUGUGCGGCCCCCUCUGACUCCGCUAUGUCGGGCAAGUUGUCGUUCGUACAGCACAGAGCACACCAGUGAAAAGAGCGUCCCUUAUGAGAAGACACUGAAACAGGUGGAAGGAUCCUCCUCAGGACCCACUAAGCCGUUACCAAGGUCAGCCGAUGUGGUUGUGAUCGGAGGAGGCAGUCUCGGCUGUCAGACCCUUUACCACCUGGCCAAAAUGGGGUUGACUAAUGUAGUUCUGCUGGAAAGAGACAGGCUGACUGCUGGCACCACCUGGCAUACUGCAGGCCUGCUGUGGCAGCUCCGUCCCAGUGACGUGGAGGUGGAGCUCCUGGCCCACACCAGAAAUGUGAUUAGCAAAGACCUGGAAGAGGAGACAGGCCUCCAUACUGGCUGGAUCCAGAAUGGAGGACUCUUCAUCGCUUCCAACAAGCAGAGACUGGAUGAAUACAAGCGCCUCAUGUCGUUGGGUAAAGUUUAUGGCAUCGAGUCCUACGUUUUGUCACCUGCGGAGACUAAGGAUCUUUAUCCACUGAUGAACGUUGAUGAUCUGUACGGAACGCUGUAUGUUCCCAAAGACGGCACCAUGGAUCCUGCAGGGACCUGUACCACUCUGAGCAGAGCAGCUUCAGCCAGAGGAGCCACGGUGAUCGAGAACUGCCCUGUGACCGGUAUCCAAGUGCGAACAGAUGACCUUGGGGUCAAGAGGGUUAAGGCGGUGGAGACGGCUCAUGGGACCAUUGAGACACCUUGUGUCGUCAACUGUGCAGGUGUGUGGGCAACCAAACUUGGUGAAAUGGCUGGAGUCAAUGUUCCUCUUAUUGCAAUGCAUCACGCUUAUGUAGUGACAGAGAGGAUAGAGGGCAUACAGAACAUGCCAAAUGUUCGGGACCAUGACUCGUCGGUCUACCUGCGUCUCCAAGGUGACGCUCUGUCUGUGGGUGGAUAUGAGCAAAAUCCCAUCUUUUGGGAGGAGGUGUCUGAUAAGUUUGCCUUCAGCCUGUUUGACCUGGACUGGGACGUAUUUAUGCAACAUAUCGAGGGAGCUAUAAAUAGAGUUCCUGUUCUGGAGCAGACCGGCAUCAAGUCAACUGUCUGUGGACCGGAAUCUUUUACUGCCGACCAUAAGCCGCUGAUGGGGGAGGCACCAGAAGUUCGAGGUUUCUUCCUUGGUUGUGGCUUCAACAGUGCCGGUAUGAUGCUGGGAGGUGGUUGUGGCAGAGAGCUUGCUAAGUGGAUCAUACAUGGCCGCCCAGAAAACGACAUGUAUGGAUAUGACAUCAGGCGUUUUCACAGUUCUUUGACAGACAACACACGCUGGAUCAGAGAGAGGAGCCAUGAGUCAUAUGCAAAAAAUUACUCUGUGGUAUUUCCUUUUGAUGAGCCACUGGCCAGCCGUAACAUGAGGAGAGACCCGUUCCACGAGGUGCUGACAGAGCAAGGUUGUGUGUUUCAAGAGCGGCAUGGUUGGGAGAGACCUGGCUGGUUCAACAAAGAAGGGCCGGCUCCUGUUAAAGACUAUGAUUACUAUGGAGCUUACAACAUUAAAAAUAAUGAGAACUACAAAUACAAAGAACUGCUUGGCAAAGAGUACACCUUUGACUUCCCUCCGCAUCAUGAUGUGAUUAAAAGCGAGUGUCUCUCAUGCCGACAUGACGUAGCUGUGUUUAACAUGUCCUACUUUGGGAAGUUCUAUCUCACCGGACCAGACGCCAAGAAAGCAGCUGAUUGGCUCUUCUCAGCUGACGUCAACAAGAAGCCAGGUUCCACUGUGUACACUUGUAUGCUGAAUAAAAGAGGAGGGGCGGAGGCUGACCUGACAGUGAGCAGACUGGAGCCAGGUGCUGCCAAGCUGCCGCUGGCACCAGAAUCCAAUGGGGAUGCCUACUACCUUGCCAUCGGAGGUGGGGUCGCAGAACACAAUUGGAACCACAUCAGAACAGUUAUUCAGGACCAGGGCUUCCAAUGCCAGCUGACAGACCACUCUGAGGACAUGGGGAUGAUCAGCAUCCAGGGACCAAAGAGCCGGGAAGUUUUACAGGAAGUUUUGGACACAGACCUGAGUAACGAAGCCUUUCCCUUCUCUACACAUAAAGUUGUGAAUGCAGCAGGACAUCAGGUUCGAGCGAUGCGUCUCUCAUUUGUAGGUGAGCUUGGCUGGGAACUGCACAUUCCCAAAGACUCCUGUGUUCCCGUCUACCGAGCUGUCAUGGCCGCCGGUGCAAAGCAUGGCAUCAUCAAUUCAGGCUACAGAGCAAUCGACUCUCUUAGCAUAGAAAAAGGGUACAGGCACUGGCAUGCUGACCUUCGGCCUGAUGACACACCUUUGGAGGCGGGGCUUGCCUUUACUUGCAAACUGAAGAGUUCCAUCCCGUUCCAAGGCCGGGAAAUACUGGAAAAGCAGAAAAAAGAUGGACUGAGACGACGCAUAAUCUGCUUCACCAUCGAUGAGAAAGUACCAAUGUUUGGUUUGGAGGCUAUAUUCCGCAAUGGCGUCCCAGUCGGUCACCUACGGCGAGCAGACUAUGCCUUUUUUAUUGACAAAACUCUUGGUUAUGGAUACAUCCGCAACCCUGAUGGAGGAGUGGUGAGUGCCGACUUUGUUAAAACUGGCGAGUUUACUCUCGAAAGAAUGGGAAUGACAUACAAGGCCAAGGCCCACCUCAAAUCUCCAUUCGACCCUGAAAAUAAACGUGUUAAGGGGAUCUACGAGUGACCGGUCAGAGAACGAUAUGCAGCCUGCCACUUUUUUCACAUUCAGUUGCAAUUACAAUAAUGCAUAUAUUUGCCAUUUAAAAUGUUUCUAAAAUGUAUUUCUAUUGUAUUUUUAACAUUAUUCAGUAUAAAAUCAAAGCAGGAAGAAUCUGGCUCCACUGUUUCUAAAAAGGAAAUAAUGUAAGAUUAUCAUAAAAAAUUUCAUCAAGAUCAAGAUUUUUUUUCUCUUAGUCAAACUACUUUUAAGAAUCUGUGUGCAUAUUGGCAUGUAUGACUUUAAAGAUGACCUUCUAACUGCAAUUACCGUAUUUUCUGGACUAUAAAGCGCACUUCACUAUAAGCGGUAAAUUUUUAGGAAAAACUAGAAACGUACAUAUAUAAGCCACACUGGGCCAUAAGCUGCCUUGUUGUAGCAUGUUGUUGUGCUAAAUGAAAAUUAGACCCUUAUUCUUUCAUUUCCAACUUUGACUUCCCCCUCUGGUGGUCAGGAAAAAUCCACAGAAAAGCUGCACCAUAUUUUAAGCUGCAUGGUUCAAGGCUUGGGGAAAAGUAUCGGCUUAUAGUCUGGAAAAUAUGGUAUUUCUCUUUCUGGCAGCUCACUUUGCAUUGAGCCGUUUAGCAGAACUCAUAAUAAUGAUCAUAGAUUUGUUUCAGUAUUGCAAAGUUCUAUGUGAAGCACUGGCAGUGGCUGCCUUUAACCAAAGAUGUCUUUCAAGGGCUCGGAAAAGAGAUUAUCCAUGUUUGUGUGUGUUUUUACUCAAAUUGAAUCCCAUGCUGAUGUUUCCUUAGUAAUGAGGAUUUAUUGUUAUUUGGUUUUUAAAUUAAGAGCAAAGCUGUUUUUGAUUCCCCAUUAAUCGGCUGCAUCAUUAUCACCCACAACUGGAGAUCAGGGCUUCAUCCUGAAAGCUAAAAUAUUCAUAAAGUCUAGCAAACUGACUGGCUGACCCCCUGUCUCUUGCUUCAAAGUGUUAGAUCUGUGCCUUGUGCUCUUUAUCCCCACAAAAUAGCCUCAAGUAGACAUUUUUCUUUCUUUUUUUUUGUUAUUUUAUGAGGCUAAGUCUAAUCAAUCCUUAAUCUUUUUUCUUAACAUUGAUGCAUACUAUUCUAUGGUGGGUAUUUCUGUCUCAUUAGGUUAAAAAUUAUGUGCAGGAGAUGAUUUCAUGUCUUUCCCCAGAUGCAAAACUGCACAAAGUAUAGAAAAUGUGCACUUUUUUAAAACCUUUAGAAAAAAUUCAAACAAAUCAGCUAAAAUCAAAAGUCUUAAGUCGUAUUUAGCUUUAGGACACUUUCCUUUACCUUUUUUAUCUCCCUUUGUCAAAACAUCAUCUGUCAAGGUAUAAUAAAUUAGCGGGAUGGAACUUUACCCAACAAAAUUGCAUUGAUAUGGAGGUAUCAGAGUUUUGAUAUGGCCCUGAUCGUUUUUGGUACAGCUGUGAUGAUGAUAUUUUAAGGUUUUAUUCUGUUUCUGUUGAAAUGUUUGAUUGAUGGAAGGCAGAAACAAAAAUAACCACAUCCCACUAACUAAUCUGUACCUUUAACAGAUUUUAAUGAUACACAGCAGAACUGAGCCAGCUGCUCUACAGUAUGUUAGCUGUAUUCUUUGUUAUAACAUUAGUUUAUUAAACUAAGGCUGUGUCUGAAUGUCUGCCUGUAUAGGGCACUAUAUAGUAGUUAUGCCAUUUUAGACGAGUGUCCCAACAUCUGGUGGAUGAAAAUGUAGUGGCCUUGAAAUUUCCCACAAUGUACCUUGAAAGUAGUGAUCAUCCAUGGUGAUGAGAUGAUUGAGGGGUUUAGGGGUUAGGGUGGAUGUUUGGAAACAUGCCUAAAUGUUAUAAUUUGGAUUUUAAAUCAGUUUUAUAGUUUAGAUUUACGCUUCAGGGGGAGUUUGAGGGUUCCAGGUCAUUUAAGUUCCAGGGAUAAAGGUUAAUGGUAUUGUAAUAAACAACUGCAGUUACACUUAGGUGGUAAAAAAUAAAAAAAUAAAUACAGUAGGUAAAAUAUAUAUUAAGGGAUGCUGCUCUUAAAGAAAGAUCCCUGGUUUUAGUUUUCUUACCUGUUGCCAUUCACUCCAGUGACUAUUGUCAUUUUUAUGUUUCAGUUGAAGUUCUUCAAGCUGUGAUUAUUAGCAUAGUUUAUUUUAAUCAUUUUUAUUUUUGCAUUUUAGCCCCUUUAGGAGCUUAAAUGUUGUUAGAUUAGUAAAAUUAGGUCUAACAUUUUAAAUUACCUCAUAAAUAAGAUGAUUUCUGCCAGAGAAGAAUCAGCAGAAAGAUGCAAAUCUGCCUCAGCCUCACUAAUAAAUAGUGUUGCACUGAUGCCAUUUUUUGGCCCCGGUACCUGGUUGUGCAGUAUUGGCCAAUACCAUCUGUUUUAAAUAGAUGUGUGUGUGUGUGUGUAUAUAUAUCGAGAACUGCAUACUACUUGUAUGUAAAAUAAUUGCUAUCAUGGCUUUGUCAAGCUGCUGCCGACCUUUGUGAAGCAGGAAAAAGACUACCGUAAUACAAAGUGAAAUCCAGUAGAACUUUUUAUUGCCUACCUGGAAUGGGUGAAAUUAGUUGAGCAAACUUUUGGCUCUCAAAAUGUUAUCGAUGCCCUUUUUGUUGGUACUGGCCGAUUCGAUACCAUUUUAGUACUGGAUCGGGGGCCCCGCCCGAUACUGGUUUCGAUAUCGGUGCAAACUACUAAUACCAAUUAACUAGUAAGUGUUUUAAUACUAAUCUUGCCAUUUAUGCCAUAAAUUAUAAAAAAAUUUUUUUUAUUAAAAAUUGACUUAAAUGUAAUACAUUUGUUAACUGGGCCUAUUUUUUUGCUAGUUUUAAAAGCCAGUCAUCCUAUGUAUAGCAUCACUUGUUUACCUGAUUAUCUGACAGAUUUCUAUGUCUGUUUACACUGCAGUCGCCUGAACAGUUAUUGUAAAAAUGGGUUUUAACUUUUAAAAGAAAGGGACAAGGAUGCCACUUACUAAUUCAGCGAUCUAAACACAAUUUUGGAGACUCUGACUUUUCUGAUUACUGUUGCUGCUGUAUUUUGGGCAAGUGUAGGCUAGUUUCUGAUUUUAAUGAUCUUGAUGCCAUUUUCUGACAUAUAAAUAGAGGCGCAGUUUUUUUCUGAUCCAAUACUGAUAACUGGACUAGGCGUAUCAGCUAUCCCUAUAACUUCCCAUGUGAGCUAAGGCUUACCAUAAAUAUUGAUUAAAAAGGUAAAUUAAAAAAAGAUAUAAAUGUAUUUUAUAUUAUUUAUUUACAUUAGCAGGAAAAAAAGAAUUGACAGUUCCAUGUUAAGUGCACUUGUUUGGAUCUCUGAUAUCCGAUCACCGAUAAAUUCAGCUAAUUAAACAUCAGAGCCGAUGUUUGAUUCAGAUAUCACAUUGGUGCAUCUCUGCAGAUGAAGGUAAAUACACAUCUGUCUCACUUAAAUUAAUUGCUUCUUUGUCAUUUCCAUUCUGAAGGGUGGCUAAGAAAAAAACUUUUGUCACACUGGUGUAAUCAUUUAGAUAGCCAAAGACAUAGAUUACAAAUAACAAAUUAUUUUGAAUUUCUUAACAGCCCAAAGGGGAAAACAUAAAUUUAGAUAAAUCAAUAAGUUACAUGUAUUUAAAAAAAUAGUUAGGGUUUUAAUGAACUCAUCUGAAUGGAGAGUCCUAGAAAAGACUUUAACGGAAAAUAAAUUCCUUGUUUAUUUAAUUUUUUUUUUCAAUGCAUCUCUACCAGGGUUUGCAAUAAAUGUAGGAGCUGUAACUUGUAAUAGAGAACUGGAACAUAAAGUGUUCUUUAGUCAUAGAACAAGAGUAUAAGUUAGUUUGAAUUAUUCUUUCUCUGAUGUUUGCCGCUGCAAGUCAAGCACAAAAUGUUUACUAAAGAAUUCAUUAACUCUGUCCAUGAAGCUAAUUAUUUUUAAAAUCAUAGUUCUUAGGACAAACUUAAAAUAAAAACAACAUAUUUUGUGGUUAAAGAACACUACUCUUCAGAGUCUUUAUCAUUACGUGCAGCACGAGCUAACUGACAUAUGAGGAGCAUGGUUUUUUAAGUCUAGAGAAAAGAAUCUCAUGGUGCUGAUUUAAAAUAAUGAAUGUGACAUGCAAAGCAAAAUAAUUGGAACAACUUUUUGGUGUCGAUCUAGAUUUGUUACUUAUGUCUAAGACAAUUUGUUUAUUAUUAAAAGAUUAUUUUAUCU
Cyprinodon variegatus (sheepshead minnow) is the source of this 7086-nucleotide messenger RNA. It is a transcript of the gene sardh, whose product is annotated as sarcosine dehydrogenase. The transcript has 22 exons. Gene Ontology annotation, molecular function: protein binding; oxidoreductase activity. The coding region runs from base 167 to 2917 and encodes 916 amino acids. Gene Ontology annotation, cellular component: mitochondrion. The record is from RefSeq and is a predicted model, not a curated record. Lineage: Eukaryota; Metazoa; Chordata; Actinopteri; Cyprinodontiformes; Cyprinodontidae.